Messenger RNA from Procambarus clarkii (red swamp crayfish), 1584 nucleotides. The record is from RefSeq and is a predicted model, not a curated record. NCBI's taxonomy places the organism in Eukaryota, Metazoa, Arthropoda, Malacostraca, Decapoda, Cambaridae.
AUGGAAUCUCUAAUGGUGCUAGAACCAUCUAUGGAAUCACUUAUGGUGCUAGAACCAUCUAUGGAAUCACUUAUGGUGCUAGAACCAUCAAUGGAACCACUUAUGGUGCUAGAACCAUCAAUGGAACCACUUAUGGUGCUAGAACCAACAGACAGAUUACACAAGGGGUAUUACCUCGUGCCCUCAGGAAAUACGAUGUACUCGGCUGCUGCAAACAGUGUAGACAGUAGAGGAAGUCAAAAACUUUACCACCGGGAAGCCUGCUGGCUAAACCUGGUAUUUUCGUCGGUGAAAGUAAGCAGUUUCCUGGUAUUAUGUGGUACUAAUGUUCACUAUGGUACCAAUGUUCACUAUGGUACCAAUGUUCACUAUGGUACCAAUGUUCACUAUGGCACCAAUGUUCACUAUGGUACCAAUGCUCACUAUGGUACCAAUGUUCACUAUGGCACCAAUGUUCACUAUGGCACCAAUGUUCACUAUGGUACCAAUGUUCACUAUGGCACCAAUGUUCACUAUGGUACCAAUGUUCACUAUGGUACCAAUGCUCACUAUGGUACCAAUGUUCACUAUGGUACCAAUGUUCACUAUGGUACCAAUGUUCACUAUGGCACCAAUGUUCACUAUGGUACCAAUGCUCACUAUGGUACCAAUGCUCACUAUGGUACCAAUGUUCACUAUGGUAACAAUGUUCACUAUGGCACCAAUGUUCACUAUGGUACCAAUGUUCACUAUGGCACCAAUGUUCACUAUGGUACCAAUGCUCACUAUGGUACCAAUGUUCACUAUGGCACCAAUGUUCACUAUGGCACCAAUGUUCACUAUGUUACCAAUGUUCACUAUGGCACCAAUGUUCACUAUGGUACCAAUGUUCACUAUGGUACCAAUGUUCACUAUGGCACCAAUGUUCACUAUGGUACCAAUGUUCAUUAUGGUACCAAUGUUCACUAUGGUACCAAUGCUCACUAUGGUACCAAUGCUCACUAUGGUACCAAUGUUCACUAUGGUACCAAUGUUCACUAUGGUACCAAUGUUCACUAUGGCACCAAUGUUCACUAUGGUACCAAUGCUCACUAUGGUACCAAUGCUCACUAUGGUACCAAUGUUCACUAUGGUACCAAUGUUCACUAUGGCACCAAUGUUCACUAUGGUACCAAUGCUCACUAUGGUACCAAUGCUCACUAUGGUACCAAUGUUCACUAUGGUACCAAUGUUCACUAUGGUACCAAUGCUCACUAUGGUACCAAUGUUCACUAUGGUACCAAUGUUCACUAUGGUACCAAUGUUCACUAUGGCACCAAUGUUCACUAUGGUACCAAUGCUCACUAUGGUACCAAUGUUCACUAUGGUACCAAUGUUCACUAUGGCACCAAUGUUCACUAUGGUACCAAUGUUCACUAUGGUACCAAUGUUCACUAUGGUACCAAUGUUCACUAUGGUACCAAUGUUCACUAUGGUACCAAUGUUCACUAUGGCACUAAUGCUCACUAUGGUACCAAUGCUCACUAUGGUACCAAUGAAGGUGUCACGUUGUUGACGAAACGUCGAGAUAAAAAGAGAAAGAUUAUGAUUCACUGUUUCAGAUGA